UCUUUUUCAUUAGUAUUUUCUUCCUAUAUUUUUUUUUCCUGAUUUUUCUUGAUCUCAUUUCCUUCCUUAAAUCUCUUUACUUUGUCUGUGAAGCUGUAAAGCUCAGUCGUUUUUUGUUUCUUGCACUGAAAAACUUACCAGCAAAAACCCAUACAAGAAAACGCCAUUAAUUCAGCUUCAAACGGAGAAAUCUCUAAGUUCAAUACUACUGAAAAGUGAAUACCCAUCUCAAUCUGUCAAAGAUAAACAAUUUAAUUUUGUUUUUUCAAUCUGGGUUUGUAUCAAAUUAGUUAAAUUUUUGAGCAUUUUAGCUUUGCAUUCAUGGUACCUUAAAUGGGUUCUCUUGAAAAUGGGGUUUUGUUGAAGAAAGAUCAACAACAAAACCAUAAUAACAUUGGUAGAGUUUCUUCUUUCCCUAAACAUCAAAGACCCAGAUCGAGAUUUCCAAGGUUUUUGCUUUCUAAGAGAUUGGGUUAUCUUCAAUGGAUUUCCACCAUUGUUGUGUUCUCUGUUUUCUUGGUGUUUUUUCAAACCUUUUUACCAGGUUCAGUAAUGGAAAGACCUGGGAAUUCAAGAAAAGUUACGGAUUUUAUGAGUGAAGAUUUGAUGUACUUGAAAGAAAUUAUUGGUGAACUUGAUUUUGUUGAAGAUGCAAUGUUUGAACCUUUAAGAUUGUUGGAUAGAUUUAAGAAAGAAGCUGAAGAUGUGAAUUCCACUUCUGGGUUUAAGAGAGGGAUUAGAUUUGGUUAUAGGAAGCCUAAACUUGCAUUGGUUUUUGUGGAUCUGGAUGUUGAUUCAUAUCAGUUAUUAAUGGUGACAGUGGGAACUGCUUUGCAAGAGAUUGGUUACACAAUUGAGGUUUUUUCAAAUAAAGAUGGUCCGGCACAUGCUAUGUGGAAACAUAUAGGAGUUCCAUUCACUAUUAUUGAAGCCAAAGAUCGUUGUGGAAGUAGUGUGGAUUGGUUGAACUAUGAUGGUAUACUACUCAACUCUCUCGAGGGAAAAGAAAUCCUUUCUUGUUUUAUGCAGGAACCUUUCAAGUCAUUACCUCUCAUUUGGACCAUCCAUGAACAGAAUUUUGCAACUCGUUUAGAUACGUACACCAUUAAUGGAAAAAUUGAAAUCCUACAUGAUUGGAAGAAAAGCUUCAGUCGAGCUACUGCAGUGGUGUUUCCAAACUACGCCCUACCGUUACUUUAUUCAAAGUUUGACACGGGGAACUACAUUGUCAUUCCGGGAUCUCCAACUGAAGCGUGGGAAGCAGACAGUUUAACGGUCUUCAAUCAAGAGCAGUUCUAUUCGAAGAUGGGUCUCGCUACCGAUGAUUUUGUUGUGGCAAUUGUAGGAAGUCAGUUUAUGUACAAAAGUUUAUGGUUGGAGCACGCUCUUAUUUUGCAGGCUGUAAAGCCACUUAUCACUGAAUUUAUUCCGGGCAAUGGAUCCAGUUCUGGCUUGAAAAUCUUUGUUCUAACCGGAGAUUCUACCGGUAAUUAUACCAAGGCUGUGGAGGCCAUCUCCACAAGUCUGAAUUAUCCGAAAGAUAUCGUGAAGCAUGCUGGUCGUGAUGCAAAUGCCGAUGAUAUUCUCAGGAUUGCCAACCUUGUCAUAUAUGGAUCAUUUCUUGACGAGAAAUCAUUUCCGGAUAUCUUGAUAAAAGCCAUGUCCUACGAGAAGCUGAUAAUUGCCCCUAAUCUCUCCAUGAUACAGAAAUACGUGGAUGACCGGGUGAAUGGCUUUCUGUUCCCGAAGGAUGAUAUUAACGUCUUAACUAAGAUUCUAUUGAAAGUUAUUUCAAGAUCUAGAUUAUCACCUCUAGCUCAUAAUGUUGCUUCGAUCGGGAAAGGAACGGCUAAAAACAUGAAGGCUAUUGAAGCUAUUGAAGGUUAUGCAUCACUUUUGGAAAAUAUUCUUAAACUGCCGUCAGAAGUUGCCGUCCCAAAGCCUUUUGCUGACAUUCCGUCCAAAUACAAAAGUGAAUGGCGGUGGAGUGUCUUGAAUAUGAUUCGUGAUGUGACAUAUCGAAGCAGAGAUGUUGGUAAAUACUUAGACAAGAUUGAGGACCUUAACAAGACAGAACCCUCGAUUCCUACAUCUGUGAAAGAUGAAGACUUCUUAUAUAGCAUUUGGGAAGAACAGAAACAAAUAGAUAGUACUAUUGCUAGAAAGAGAAGAGAAGAUGCUGAGCUGAAGGAUAGAUCUGAUCAGCCUCGGGGAACAUGGGAAGAUGUAUAUCGAAAUUCUAGACGAGCGGAUCAUUUGAAGAAUGACUUGCAUGAGAGGGAUGACGGGGAGCUUGAAAGGACAGGUCAACCAUUGUGUAUAUAUGAACCCUACUUUGGGGAGGGAACCUGGCCUUUUUUGCACUAUGGCCCUCUUUAUCGAGGAAUUGGUAUGGCUUCUAAAGGGCGUAGACGUGGAACAGAUGAUGUGGAUGCAUCCUCACGACUUUCUCUUCUCAGCAAUCCAUAUUACCGUGAUGUGCUUGGAGAAUUUGGAGCGUUCUUUGCAAUUGCUAAUCGAGUUGACCGUAUACAUAAAAAUGCCUGGAUCGGGUUCCAGUCUUGGAGAGCAACAGCCAAAAAGCAGGUUGAAUUGUCUAAGAAAGCUGAGAAAGCGUUGCUUGAAGCCAUGGAAGCACGAGAACACGGGGACACUUUCUAUUUUUGGGUUCGGAUGGACUUGGAUCCCAGAAAUCCCUUAAACCAAGAUUUUUGGUCGUUUUGUGAUUCUGUUAACGCUGGCAAUUGUAGGUCUGCAUUUUCUGAUGCGUUCAAGCGAAUGUAUGGCAUUAAGCAAGAUUGGGAUUCCCUGCCACCCAUGCCUAUGGACGGAGAUACGUGGUCGGUAAUGCACAGUUGGGCCCUACCAACUAGGUCUUUCCUAGAAUUUGUUAUGUUUGCGAGAAUGUUUGUUGAUGCAUUGGAUGCUCAAAUGUACACUGAACACCAUCGAAAUGGGCACUGUUAUUUGAGCUUAUCUAAAGACAAGCAUUGUUACUCUCGGGUACUUGAACUUCUUGUAAACGUUUGGGCGUAUCACAGUGCGAGGCACAUGGUAUAUAUCAACCCGAAAAGUGGCAUGAUGCAAGAACAGCACGGAUUACAGAACAGGAGAGGUCACAUGUGGGUAAAGUUCUUCUCAUUCCGCACUCUUAAGAACAUGGAUGAGGACUUGGCCGAGGAAGCAGACUCCGAGGAUACAAAAAGACGAUGGCUGUGGCCAAGGACGGGUGAGAUCUACUGGCAGGGUGUUGCCGAUAAGGAGAGAGAUCAAAAGAAAAAGGAAAAGGCAGAAAAAAAGCGGAAAAACAAAGAAAAGCUUGAGAGAAUAAAAAGUCGGAACUCAAAGCAUAUGAAACCGAUAGACAAGUAUGUAAAACCCGCAACAGAGGAAAUCUCAAAGAUUACCACGAGUACGACAACUAACAGCACUACGGAAAUGGCAAGGAGAUAGUAUUUGGUUUUCCUUCCUAGCAAUUUGGUUGCUAAUUAAGUAGGUUAUAGUUGAUUAUUCUUUUUUGUAUCAAAAUAUUAAUUUUCUCGAGUCCAUUCUGUAAAAAAUUCGAUGAAAAGGAUGCAAAAGCUUGUAACCAGGGUUUGUGUUUGUAAAUGGAGUAUUAGGAGAGGAAGAAACAAUGCAUCCUCCUAGGGUAUUGAUUUGAUAAAUUCCUUACACUAUCCAAGUUUUCUACUAAAGAAAUUCCUUACACUA
Messenger RNA from Amaranthus tricolor (Joseph's coat), 3711 nucleotides. RefSeq lists its product as uncharacterized. Bases 334 to 3453 code for a protein of 1039 amino acids. The transcript has 14 exons. Lineage: Eukaryota; Viridiplantae; Streptophyta; Magnoliopsida; Caryophyllales; Amaranthaceae. Gene Ontology annotation, molecular function: glycosyltransferase activity. The record is from RefSeq and is a predicted model, not a curated record.